Messenger RNA from Fusarium oxysporum Fo47, 3601 nucleotides. Its product is annotated as DUF3433 domain-containing protein. The record is from RefSeq and is a predicted model, not a curated record. NCBI's taxonomy places the organism in Eukaryota, Fungi, Ascomycota, Sordariomycetes, Hypocreales, Nectriaceae. The coding region runs from base 489 to 3107 and encodes 872 amino acids. The transcript is spliced from 2 exons.
AGAACACGGAUGCCAAUUCUUGUGUGCCCAACAUAAUCGUGUCUCUCUCUUGAGUACAAAAGCACAGGUAAUUCUCAAAUCAAGUCUUUUUCAACCUUUUCCAAGUCUGUGUAUCCGACUUCCUUCCUUUUCUUUUGGUAAGUCUCAACCCUCGAUCCCUGUUCCAGACACCCAAUCCUUCUUUGGUGGGGCAAAAGAGGCUGGGAAUGGCAUCGUCUACCUAGGUAGUAUUACCAGCCUCUCCAAGGAACCCAACCUCGCGCAAAGAAUCCUCAUAGUCCAACCAUAUCUCAUUCUUCUCUCUUAGCUUGCAGUAUGCACUUGCUGUCCUUCUUCUCGCAUCUUGUUUUGUGAUAUCAAUUGGUCAAAACGAGCUUGUGUGUUGUAUGUGAGUGUGGAGUGGGAAGAAGUCGGUCUGCAUUCCAAGUUUUACACCCUCUCUCAGUCUGUUGCUCUUGAUCUCGCCCAGAAAAAGAACCAUAACAAGAAUGAACUUCCAAAACUUCAACUUCGACUUUGUGGAAGCACCUCGUCAAGGUCCUCCAAAGAGGCAGACUCCUGGUCAACAGUCAAUUGACGACGACGAUCAAUCAUCUCAACCAAUUCUUCACCCAUAUUAUGAUCUUAGACAGCGUGUAGGACGAAACUCUACCAAUCCGUCAGCAUCACCGCCUGGUGCUCUAUUCUUUGCUCCAUCACCUCCUUCUCUGCCACCAUCAAAGGUCACAGCCUCGACAGCUGAGAUCUACGGCCCCGAACGAUUAUUCGGUUCUGAUCUUCCUGGAGGGUUUGCGGCACCUACACCACCAACGCAGACGCAUCACACUGCACCGCCUGUCGCUCCUCCAGCUGCUCCAACUGCACCUACAGCUCCUACACCUGGGUCUGUUCGAUUCGACGAGGCUCAAUUAGCCAUGUUCGCCGCCGAGAACGCAGCUCGCAUGGCGAGUAUCAAGGACGAGUUGACAAUAGCCGCUGGCAAGGUCACUCCCGGCGUUGACGAUACACCAUAUAUUCAAUACGCUCUCGAGGCUCUCACGAGAAAUCACGGCGGUCCUUCUGCUGCGCAUUUCCCUUCCGGAUCUUCGAAUGACUAUGAGGAGGACUACCCACAACCAAGACGGUACGCCGAUGAGGAGAUGGCGAGGGGAUACCCUCAAUUGACACAACCGGAGCCCGCUUACGUUGAAGAUCGUUUACCAGAACCGAUCGAGACGCAAGCUCCUCGCUACGAGAUGCCCGAUACCUCCGCGCACCCUGCGCCAAAUGCUCGGCAUCACAACGAGCCCGUUGCUCAUCACAAUGCACCAGCCGUUCCUCAGUCACCAACUCCUUCAGAUCACUCUGAGCCUGACCAGUUCGCUCAGAGGGAGAAGGCUCGCCCUCGAUCCAUCCCCAUUGACCGAGCGCAUCCUCCUCUCGUCUUCAAGCCUGCCAUUCUUCGACCAGUCUUUAUGUGCAUCUUUGCCUUGUUGUGUUUACUCAUGAUAGCCGCCCUCAUCUUCUGCGCUGUCUACUCACAAAAAGAUGGUGGUUUCACUCCAUAUCCUGGAAGUAUCUACAGCGGUCAAUACUUUUUGUUCAGAAUCUUGCCUCAAAUAUUCGCAGGAAUCAUCUUAAUCUACGCCCAAUCUAUCGUCACUGCUUCAAUGCGAACUAUACCAUUCACCGCCAUGGCUGAUGCUGAGCCCCGAGAACGAUAUCUCGCACUCUUCCGACGAUUGCGUCCUCUCACAUUUCUCAUUCCAUCGUUCACAGGACCCUGGCAAUUCCAGUUCUUCAGCGUGUGCACAUGGCUCGCUAAUUUCACGAUCCCUCUAAUGAGCACAGCCUUCUCAUGCAUCUUCAAGGACCAGGGUUGGGUAUGGGCUGCAGUUCAGGGUAUUGCUUGGACACUUGUCGCGCUCUACAUCUUGAUGCUGGCAGCCACCAUCGCUUUGACGAUGUUCUGGCGCAAUCGGUGGACGGGGCUCUUGUGGGAUAUUCGAUCUGUGGGACAUCUUCUCCCCCUGUUAAGUCAAAGCAACACUACCAGUAGCUACAACAGCCCGGAGGUUAUCCAGCGCAGCUCUGUAUUGCAGGACCAACUUCGACAGCGUGUUCUUGACCGACUCGGAUACUGGCAGAUGGAUGGCCAGCAAGGUGGCGUGUGGUACGGCAUCGGAUCUGUUGGUGACGGUGGUCACACUGAUUACAAAACCUACGACCUCGUCCUCAAGAAGCCCGAAAUCUCACCUACGUCUUCUCUCGAUGACCUUGAGGCUGAGGUUCGCCACUAUAGGUACACGCCUAUCGCCUUGCGCACUUCCGUAAUUCUGGGCUCAGUCAUCUUCAUGACCCUCCUUAUCCUCGCAAUUGUUCUCGUCUCCUUCUUGCCCCAGACUCGACUGGACCAGGGAUACUUCCCUCAAGUCCCUGCCCGACCUGGGGGCGGAGCUUUCUCUGCGGCCAACUUCCUCUACGCUUUCAUCCCCUCUCUACUGGGCAUGAUUAUGUUCUUGCUCUUCCAAAGCCUCGACGACGCUCUCCGCAUCCACCAGCCCUGGGCAGACAUGUCCAAGUCUUCUGGUGAGAUUGCGUCCAAGUCCAUCCUCGCCGAUUACGCUGCUUGCUACCCCUUCCAGUGUACAUGGAAAGCUCUCCGUAACGGCCACUGGCGUGUUGCUGUGACCUCUUUCAUGGCCACAAUCUUCAUCUUCAUCCCCAUCCUCGCAGGUGGCCUCUUCAUGGCCCUGACCAACUUCCGUGGUCAGGUCAAGAUGUUCCCCAACAUGCCCGUCUUCGGCGUUCUCCUCGCCUUUCUCUUCCUCUACCUCGGCUGCCUCUCUCUGAUGCUGCCCGGCCGUCAGGCCCUCCGCAUCCCUCAUCCUGCCGACACUCUCGCCGAGAUCAUUUCUCUCAGCGCAGCUCGGGAGACCGUUUCAGACCCUGCUUUCUUGGCCGUUAGGGACACUGCAGACCUCAAGUCUCGGCUGGGUCUUGAUCGCUCUGAUCCUCGUGAGCAGUCAAUGUGGUACUUUGGCGUUUCCCGGGACGAGCGCUACGAGAGUGUCCGCCCUAUGAAACGAUUUACCGAAAAAAGAAUGAGAUCUCAUAGAUCUACUUGAUAAUGAUGCUCAUAAGAACGAAUUGAUGCUGUAAUGUUUAAAGGGGGGGUUAAUGAGACGGAAUGGCAUCUCAUGAUAAGAACCCAGUCAUGAUUUGAUUGUGUUGCGAUACUUGGCUUAUUGGACGCGUAUGGUUUUGAUUGUUUUGGUGUACUCGAAGCGUCUGUUAAUUUUUACUCGCAUGUUAUGGCUGCAUUGUGUGGGCGUUUUAGAAAAGGGCAAAUACUUGGUUGAUGUUCACACGUUCACACAUUAAAGGAUGGCUUGUUUAUGUACGUUGAAGAGAAGGAUAUCUUGGGACGAAUGGAAUGGAAGUAUUGGAAUGUAUCAUGUUGCUGGGGAGUCUUGAGGAAUUUAUCACAAUUUGGAGAAAAAGUAAUGUCUCAGUUGCUUUUAGACUGCUUGUGUUGUGUGUAUGGCUGGGGAACUUUAGAGCGGAUGAAUACGAAAGAAGAGGAGACCAUAUCUGGGUCUUCAGACUCCAUUAUUGCCAA